AAUAUAUUUAAAUACAUAAAAAAUAAAUCUUUUUUUGACCAUAGCUAAAGACCUUUUUUUGACCAUAGCUGUAAUUGUGUGAAAGUAAUUCAGCACUUUCUAGAAUUCUUCUUUAAACAUUUAUGCUUAGGUAUCUUCAUUCUCAAAGUGAGGUAAAUCAUUGGGCGAAACAUGGUUGGAAAUAGUUUUUUACUACAUCUUCUGCUCACUGCCAUUGUGGGACGGUCUGCUAAAGCACAGGACGAGACUUCUACUGAUAAGGACAUCCAAACAGCCAAUCAGACUAUAGAUCCUUUGUUGAUUUCUGUGACAUCAGAGGGGCCUCCAACUUUGACCACACCUGCAGAGGUGGAGGAGGAUACUGUGCCAUCCACUGGCACCCGCUGCCGGGGUUACUAUGAUGUCAUGGGUCAGUGGGACCCUCCCUUUAAUUGUAAUGCAGGUAUCUUCUUGUACUGUUGCGGCACCUGUUUCUACCGGUUCUGCUGUCAGUUCCGUCAGCAGCGACUGGAUCAGACCUCCUGCUCCAACUAUGACACUCCAAUUUGGGCCAACACUGGAAAACCUGUGGCCACCAACACUGAGGUGCAGCCAGACCAUGAGCGGGAUCGGACUCACAUGAUUGUGUACAUCAUCUGUGGUGUGGUGGCCAUCAUGGUCCUGGUGGGAAUCUUCACCAAACUGGGGCUGGAGAAGAGCCGGGGAGGCCAGAAUGACCUCAGUAACUCCAGGACUCUGCAGGAGUUGCUGAAGCAGCCAGGUGGGGAGUUAAGUCCUGUGGAUGGACCUCUGAGCAGCACAACAUCUAUCGGAGCAAAUGGUAUCUCUGCCAGGAUGCUUCGCAGCCGCAGUGAGCAGUACCAUCUAAACAAUGCUGGCUUCUCUUUUGGUACAUCGGCCAGACUCUCUCAUCCUCAAAGCAACAACAGUAUACCAGGCCUGGCGCUGAAUAAGUACAACUCUCUGAAAGCAGUUGCUGAUACUGCAAGCAGGGGCUACUACAAAAGUUAUCCACUAAUGGAUUUCUCUCAGCAUCAUUCCCCUCCUGCAACUUUCCAACCGAUGCAGAUGCACCCGAAAGACAAGUCCCAUCUCCACCAGGUCCUCCCUUCCCAUGACAUCCAUUCCCCCCUUUCGAUCUCAAUCCCAACCAACCAGCUGGAGAGGACCCGCAUCCCAAAAACCAUCACCCACCCUCAGCUUUCCAGCUCAACCUUCAAAGCUUGGGAUUCUGGACAAAGACAUGUCCACCGGCAGACCUCGCAUCCAGGGCACUCCACUCGCCGCCAGUCCAACAGCAGCAGGAGACAGUACAGCACAGAAACACUACCGGAGUUCCUCUCCCAGCCCACAGGCUAUGGGGGACAACCACUGUAUCAGCCACAUCCCAAACUUAAGGCCUACCAGACCAACAGCAAGAUGGAGGUCACUGUCUGAGGAAACAAGAAAGAAAGAAACAACAAUGCUGACUGUUACCAGACUGUAUGCACAAAGACAAAUAUGAGGACUACAGGUGAAUCUCAAUAAAUUAGACUGUCGUGGAAAAGU
This is a messenger RNA of Cyprinus carpio (common carp), 1548 nucleotides long. Its product is annotated as protein shisa-9-like. NCBI's taxonomy places the organism in Eukaryota, Metazoa, Chordata, Actinopteri, Cypriniformes, Cyprinidae. Gene Ontology annotation, biological process: regulation of short-term neuronal synaptic plasticity; regulation of AMPA receptor activity. The record is from RefSeq and is a predicted model, not a curated record. Gene Ontology annotation, cellular component: AMPA glutamate receptor complex; postsynaptic density; dendritic spine membrane.